AUGGUGGUUUUACGACUGAAACAUCAGCGCUACAUGACGGCACUCCUGAGCUCCACUACCAUCUUGUUACUUCUGUACUUUCAAAACUCACUGUUGAUUUCCUCCGACGGUUCUUACGGUUUUGUAUCUGAAAGAUCUCCAUGUGCUUGCCGUAUCUGUAUGGCAGACAGAGGAAAUAGUAACUGGUUUAGUGAGCGAUACAACCCCAACAUACCACUUCUGCUCAACAGCACCAACAGUGUAUUGAGUACAAACGUCUCCAGGUGGUGGAAGGAGUUACAAAUUGUACCAAAUGCCGGCAACUACACAGAGGUGGUGGAUCAGCUGUUUCCUCUCUUCCCUGAUAAAGAGCACUACUCAGACACCGGUUCAGAUCGCUGCAGAACCUGUGCUGUGGUGGGAAACUCUGGGAACCUGCUGGGAUCAAAGUAUGGGCCUCUCAUAGAUUUCCAUGACUUUAUCAUGAGGAUAAAUAAAGGUCCGACGGAAGGUUAUGAGAAGGAUGUGGGGUCAAAGACGACUCACCGGAUUGUGUAUCCUGAGAGCGCCAUGGACUUGGACAACUCCACCCAUCUGGUCCUUCUUCCCGUUAAGAUUCUGGACAUUCAGUGGCUCAUCAGUGCCUUCACCACUAAAAACAUCACACAAACAUACACCGAAGUGCCAUCUACGAUCACAGCAAAUAAGGACAAGGUGAUGAUCCUCCACCCAGAAUUCAUAAGAUAUGUCUAUGAUAACUGGGCAGAAGGGCAUGGCUCGUAUCCAUCCACUGGUUUCUUAACACUGAUAUUCGCUCUUCACAUCUGUGACGAGGUCAAUAUAUUUGGGUUUGGAGCUACAAGUGAUGGAAUCUGGCAUCAUUAUUUUGAAAAAAUCUUGACUUCAUAUGAUAUCGGCAUUCAUGCUGGAAGAUUUGAAAAUGAAACAAUCAAUCGGCUCCAACAGGAAAACAAGAUACUGAUUUACAAGGGUUGGCCAUGAAGCAGAAACACUCCCUUAGUACUGUGCAAUACUGCAUUACAAUAUUGAAUACUGAAUUUUGCUGCUGAUUUGUGCAGCAAAGACUUUCUUCUCAAGAUUUAAGAUUUAAGAAGGAUGCCAUCAUUCAUACCCACUUUUAUUAAUGGAGAACAGAUACAGUCAAGUAUCUUCAGGGCCGUCCAUAGGGGGGUGCAACUGGUGCAACUGCGCUUGAACCCCCCAUCAGCUAAGGACGGCCCUGAGUAUCUUGGUAUGGUUUUGGACUGUAAUUUGAGAUGGGACCUCUUGGUUGACUGCAUUAUCACCAAAGCACAGCAGAGUUUGUAUUUUCUAAAGAAACUUGUGUCUUUCCAUGUUAAUAGCAAAAUACUUGUGAUGUUCUAUUUUGCUUUCAUUGAAAGUAUUUUAGUCUUUUGCAGCAUCUGUUUUUAUGGUUACACUACUGAAGCUCAGAAAAAGUGUUUAAGGAAAAUAGUUACUAUAGCUAGUUAAUUAUUGGGCACUACAAUGCCAAGCCUUGAACAGAUUUACAGAGAUACAGUGGCCAAAAAGGCAGGAAGUAUUGUGGCUGAUUUAAAACACCCACUCAGCUCCUCAUUCGAUAUAUUACCAUCUGUGCAAAGAUAUUGUCUCCCUUUGGUAUCAAAAAAUAGGACAACGUUUUCUUUUAUCCCACAAGCAAUAAGACUGCUAAAUAACAGUGAAAAGCAAUGAAGUUAGCUGGUCUGGCAUCUUAUCUUAUUGUUGUUGUUGUAUUAUGUGAGAGGGUUAUGAUGUUUUAUGCUGUUUGUUAGUGUGAUGAAAUGGCUUUUGAUAAUGCUGCUAAUCAAUUUCCCCAAGGAGACAAAUAAAACUUACCCUGCCAAAUUAACACUGUAAAUAGUGUUUUACCCAGAUAAGUAGACUAAUAAUAAUUGUAUUUUUUUUUUUUUUACAAUUUAAUUUUAAUUGUUGCAUGUUAUAUAUUGUGUUUAUGCUAUAGAAGAAUAUAUUUAAUAUUGUAUGCAGUAGACUAUCAGUAUUUUAACUGAUCUACAGUACACAAUCGAGUUCAAUACUCAAAACGCAAAGAAUGUAAAUGCAUUUCAUUGCCUCAAAGUAUUUAAGCUUGUGGUGUUGUGUAUUUUUGUGAUGAGAAUAUGAUUAGGUUUGAAUCGUCUGGUCUGAAAAGGUCUGAAAUAAAUUUUACAUUUUAAGUUA
This is a messenger RNA of Cyprinus carpio (common carp), 2181 nucleotides long. Its product is annotated as CMP-N-acetylneuraminate-beta-galactosamide-alpha-2,3-sialyltransferase 1-like. Gene Ontology annotation, molecular function: beta-galactoside (CMP) alpha-2,3-sialyltransferase activity. Lineage: Eukaryota; Metazoa; Chordata; Actinopteri; Cypriniformes; Cyprinidae. The record is from RefSeq and is a predicted model, not a curated record.